AUGCACACCACCAACGCACACCACCAACGCACACCCCCAACGCACAACACCAACGCACACCCCCAACGCACACCACCAAUGCACACCACCAACGCACACCACCAACGCACACCCCCAACGCACAACACCAACGCACACCCCCAACGCACAACACCAACGCACACCCCCAACGCACACCCCCAACGCACACCACCAACGCACACCACCAACGCACACCCCCAACGCACACCCCCAACGCACACCCCCAACGCACACCCCCAACGCACACCACCAACGCACACCCCCAACGCACAACACCAACGCACACCCCCAACGCGCACCCCCAACGCACACCACCAACGCACACCACCAACGCACAACCCCAACGCGCACCCCCAACGCACACCACCAACGCACACCACCAACGCACACCCCCAACGCACACCACCAACGCACACCCCCAAUGCACACCACCAACGCACACCCCCAACGCACAACCCCAACGCACACCAUCAACGCACACCCCCAACGCACACCCCCCAACGCACACCAUCAACGCACACCCCCAACGCACACCCCCAACGCACACCCCCAACGCACACCACCAACGCACACCCCCAACGCACACCUCCAAUGCACACCUCCAAUGCACACCACCAACGCACACCCCCAAUGCACACCACCAACGCACACCCCCAACGCACACCCCCAAUGCACACCACCAACGCACACCCCCAACGCACACCACCAACAGACACCAUUAACACACACAGCACUAACAG
This is a messenger RNA of Salvelinus namaycush (lake trout), 761 nucleotides long. Its product is annotated as extensin-like. The record is from RefSeq and is a predicted model, not a curated record. The annotation marks the transcript as partial. The transcript has a single exon. NCBI's taxonomy places the organism in Eukaryota, Metazoa, Chordata, Actinopteri, Salmoniformes, Salmonidae.